AUGAGCGCUCCCGUCGUGAACCUCAACUUCCUGCGCGCCGGCAGCCGCGGUGCCUCCAUUAACUAUGGUGGCGCCAUGCCGAACAUGCACAUGGCGACUAUGGACGACCUGACUCCAAACGCGACUGACGCACUGGCCGCGGGUUUCAUGUUGCCACCCGUGGCCGACCCCGCCGCCUACUCUCGCGAACACUUCAAGGUCAAAUACACGGAGGAUAACGAGCAAUCGCUGAAGUUCGCCAAGGGAACGACCACACUCGCAUUCAUCUACAACGGUGGAAUCGUCGUGGCUGUGGACUCGCGUUCCACAAUGGGUCCGUUCAUUGCGUCUCAGCAAGUUAAGAAGGUGAACCCCAUUAAUGAGUACAUCCUGGCCACGCUGGCUGGUGGCGCCGCUGACUGUCAAUUCUGGCAGCGUAACCUGGCUGUACAGUGCCGCAUGUACGAGCUACGCAACCGUCACCGCAUCUCUGUGCGUGCAGCCUCGAAACUCAUCGCCAACACGUGCAAUUACUACAAGCGCUACGGAAUGUCGCUGGGCAUGAUGAUGAUGGGCUAUGACAAUGGUGAACCGGUGCUCUACUACGUGGACGACGAGGGAUCUCGCAUUCCUGCCAGUAAGGACGUGCCCAAGUUCAGUGUGGGUUCGGGAUCCACCUACGCGUAUGGUGUUCUGGACACCAACUGGCGCUGGGACCUCACGGACGACGAAGCUGUGGAGCUCGGCAAGCGCGCCAUCUACCACGCUACACACCGUGACGCCUACAGUGGUGGCUUCUGCAACGUAUUCGUCUUCAAACCCGAAGGAUUCAAGCACGUGGUGCACCAGGACGUCAAGGAAAUGCAUGACUACGGACGCGAGAACUAA
Phytophthora infestans T30-4 is the source of this 867-nucleotide messenger RNA. RefSeq names its product proteasome subunit beta type-5, putative. The record is from RefSeq and is a predicted model, not a curated record. The coding region runs from base 1 to 867 and encodes 288 amino acids. Gene Ontology annotation, molecular function: threonine-type endopeptidase activity. Lineage: Eukaryota; Oomycota; Peronosporomycetes; Peronosporales; Peronosporaceae. The transcript has a single exon. Gene Ontology annotation, cellular component: proteasome core complex.